Messenger RNA from Coregonus sp. 'balchen', 10712 nucleotides. NCBI's taxonomy places the organism in Eukaryota, Metazoa, Chordata, Actinopteri, Salmoniformes, Salmonidae. The record is from the annotation of a GenBank genome assembly.
AUGGAGGACCCUACAGUGAUGGAGGAGUGGGUAGAGGACUUGGCCAUUACCGCAUCAAUUUCAUCUGACAGCGUCACCAGUGAGCCAAGCCUGGCCAACAAGGAUGGGGUGGAGGACCAAUCUGUAACCAUGACAGGCAAGGAUGCGAGCUUAACCAGUGUAGCCAUGGCUUCAUCCACCGAUGCCAUAACAAACACUGAAGUCAACCUAGCUAUGGCAUCAUCCACACACAGUGAAGCUAACUUAGGCAUAGCUUUAUCUACUGACGACAUUACAAACAAAGAAGCGAGUGGAACCAUAGCCUUACCCAUGUAUAGCAAGGCAAACACUGAUGCUAAGCCAGCCAUCCCACCCAUAGCAUCAGCAUCUUCAUCACCAGCUGCCACCAUGACAAACAGUGAUGCCAAACUAGCCCUCCCCUCACCUUUUUCAUCACCUGCUGCCAGUGGCCCAGCCCCCGGAGGCCUGCAGCCCGAGGAGGGAGGCCUCUCAGCAGUGAGGUCAUGCGGUAGUGUGGGGGUCACUCUGGAGAACAGCAGUGUCUGGAAGGAGUUCCAUCGCUGUGGAACCGAGAUGAUCCUCACCAAACAGGGCCGGCGCAUGUUCCCCUACUGCCGCUACCGCCUGACAGGUCUGGAACCAACACGCCGUUAUGCUCUGGUCCUGUCAAUCACCCCCGUCGACACAUUCCGCCAUCGCUGGAACCUGGAGUGGGAACCCAGUGGUCUUGGCGAACCACUCACCCAGGCCUCACGCAGAGUCUUCCCCCACCAGGACUCAUCAGCCCUGGGGAAGGUCUGGAUGGCCAGCCUGGUCUCCUUCUAUAAACUCAAACUGACUAACCACUGCCUGGACCAGGAGGGGCAUGUGUUGUUGCACUCCAUGCACCGCUACAGGCCCAGUUUACAUGUGAUCCCCAUCGCAGAGGGAGAUGACCUUGGCUUUGACCCUAAGCUGCUCUACCUCCAGCUCCUCAGUCCGGAUGUCAUGACCUUCACGUUCCCGCAGACAGAAUUCUAUGCUGUGACGUCAUACCAGAACACCAGGAUCACCCAGCUGAAGAUAGACUAUAAUCCCUUUGCUAAGGGCUUCCGGGAAGACAGCGGCAGCCCGCGCCUCGCCAAGCCCAGGCCAGAGCAGUCUCAGGCGGGGAAGGGAGAUACCCGCUCCCCUGGUCUGAGCUCCGCUAGGCCUGAUGGUGGUGAUGGGACUGAGCAGAUUGUGACUGUGAAUGGCGUGGCUGAUCUCAGGUUAGUGAAGCUUUUUGUUAUCACGUUGUACUGUAAUUCAGUUGUUCCCUUUCAGUCAGUCAACUCUGUACAACACAUCUAUGGGGACUUCGCGCUAACGCCCUCUACUGAAGAACAUUAGAAUCACAUCUGACAAGGCCAGUGAAAACCGUGCCUCACCGGAAGCCCCGCCAUCCACAGGUUAUUCUUAUGGCUCUUUAGCCUCGGUAACUGGUUGUAAGUAAGAUGACUAGCACAAACGAGUCGACUAAAGCUGUUAAGCCAGGUUCGAGUUCACAACCUUGCCCACAGUCAUGAGGUUUCACCAUGUCUUUGAAUGAUAUUUAUAAGUGUUGUUGUGUAUGUCUCAGCUGGGUGCAUGCUCAGAGUGCCCUGGAUCGAACCAGCUCGUGUGACCACUGUCGCCGGCUGCGUACAAGUUCUCUCAAGAGGUGUAUAUCCUUCCUUAGAAGGCUUAGUGGGACUGAAGUUGACUGGCUCAGGAUACGAAUGUGGGUCUAGGCUCGUGGUCAGAUCACAUGGAGCUAUCCUCCCAGCAUGGCGAUAUACACUGAGUAUACCUAACAUUAGGAACACCUUCCUAAUAUUUUUGCCCUCAGAACAGCCUCAAUUUGCUGGGAUAUGGACUCUACAAGGUGUCAAACGUUCCACAGGGAUGCUUGCCCAUGUUGACCCCAAUGCUUCCCACAGUUGUGUCAAGUUGGAUGGAUGUCCUUUGGGUGGUGGACCGUUCUUGAUACACACAGGAAACUGUUGAGCUUCAAAAACCUGUCAGCGUUGCAAUUCUUGACACAAACUGAUGCUACUGGCACCUACUACCAUACCCCGUUCAAAGGCACUUAAAUCUUUUGUCUUGCCCAUUUACCCUCUGAAUGGCACACCUACACAAUCCAUGUCUCAAUUGUUUUCAAGGCUUAAAAAUCCUUUAACCUGUCUCCUCCCCUUCAUCUACACUGAUUUUUAAGUGGAUUUAACAAGUGACAUCAAUAAGGGAUCAUAGCUUUCACCUGGAUUCACCUGGUCAGUCUAUGUCAUGGAAAGAGCAGUUGUUCUUAAUGUUUUGUAUACUCAGAGCAAGCUGAUAUCUGUCUCCUUCGGUGUUACACAGGACUCACAUUUGGAUGACGACGUGGUGUCUCUGGCCAGUUCCUGGUUUUUUUCUGAGACAGAGAUGGAGGGCUUGGCUUCGGGGCAGCCACAUGUCCUUGCUACGAAUGUAACAGGGGAAUCCCUGGCUUCUAGCGCACCGCUCAUUGAUCUAUGCCGUCGAGCAGCUGCACACAGUGGAGUGGGGCCGCAGCUUGACAAGGUGUACCGGGCCCAAGGGGUGGCUGCCAAUUCCCUGAACACGGUCUCAAUGCUGCAGAUUUACCAGACUGAGCUGUUGGCUGACCUGGCCACGGUUCUGGCUGCUGGAGAGCUGCACGCAGAGCUCCUGGAUGAGAUUUGUGCUACGGCCCAUUUCAUCUUGUGCAUGUCCAUCUCCAAGGCAUUCCUAGUUGAUCGGCAAACAUUUAUUUUUAAAAACUAAACGAUAAAGCCUUGUGGUCCUAUUUUUGUAUCUUUUUUUUAUCUUGCGCUGUUGGCGGUAGGAUCACCCGAUUUCAGCUGUCCUGUGCUCCGGGUAGGCGAAUUGUUCCAGUUUUGAACCAUUUAAUGUGUCAGAAGGUACAAACUCUGCCUUCCCGGCGAGCCCGGAGAACAGUAGCCCACGCACACCUAGCACGAUGAGAGGGAGGUGACAUGGUCCCCUCCCCAGAUAUUUGCUGUGACAACAGUACCCCCAAGUGGCAUGGCCAACCCAGGGUGGACCGGGCUUCAGGCAAAUGUCAGCACUUAAACACAUUGUUUCUACACCAAGUUCCACGGUCUUCACAGGUGUCAAGAGUUAUGUCCUUCACGUGAGCUUACAGUCAGACACUCGGUUGUCGAAAGGGGUGGAAAUAAAAAAAGGGGUGAAAAAAUAACCAAAUUCUUCCAGUCCACAAGGUGGCGUUCUGCCCCUUCAGAUGGCACUUUACGGGAGACUCGGUGUCUCUGUCGACCAAUGACGCUCAUGCGCAGCGUAGCCCUCGAUUAUGCAAACAGUGACGUUGGGGUACAGGCUACAAUUCAUUGUGCUUCCCCCACGUUUUUACGACGUCAUUACAUCGACUGUUCCGGAGGCCUCAAUGCCCAUUUUGAGAGAGGAGAUUUCUUCCCUUCUCCAGAAGGAGGCGAGUGGUUCCUAUGUCAGAGGCCCAGGAUUGCUGGUACAGCUGGUAUUUCCUGGUUCCAAAAAGGGGAGGGAUUUGUGUCCCAUUUUUUGACCUGGGUGCCCUGAACAAGCACCUCAGGGUCUACAAAUACAGAAUGCUCACAAACAGCUGGUUGUUAGUCAGUGCGCCAGGGUGAUUGGUUCACCUCCAUCAACCUGAAGGAUGCGUACUUUAAUGUGGCCAUAUAUCCCCUUCACAGAAAGUUCCUGAGGUUCCAUUUCGAGGCUGUAGCCUAAGAGUUUCGGACUUUCCCUCUCGCCUCGCACUUUCACCAAAGUUGUGGAGGUGGGUUUGGCACCUAUGUGGUUUCUGGGGCUCAGGAUAUUGGACUACCUGGACAAAUGGCUGGUGGUAGCGGAGUCGAGGGAGCAGGUGGUGUUACACACCCAUGCUGGUUUACCAUGUUCAGUCUCUGGGUUUCAUAGUGAGUCAAGAGAAGAGCUGUUUCACCCCAUCUCCGCACAUUCUGUUUCUGGGUCUUGAGUUACUCAGUCGAGAAUCAUGCAUUCUUGUCCCCGCAGAGGGAGGCUCGUGUCUGGCUUUGCUUGGCUCAAUUUCGGUUGGGUCACACAGUGCGUUUUCACAAGUGCCUGCACCUUUUGGGGAUAAUGGCUUCUAUGAUAGCCGUUGUUCCCUUCGGGCUGUUGCUGAUGCAACCUUUCCAUCCGGUCACUCCGGAUGUCCCAGUCAUGCUUACAGGCUCUGACUCGGUGGAGGGACCCACAGUUGUUGUUGCUGGGGACCCCAUGGGUCAAGUUAUAUCCCGAAAGGUGAUCACGACAGACGGAUCCCCCCCAAGGGUGAGGUGCACUGUGCUAGGGCAUCUCAAUUCGGCGUUGUGGACAGUGUCGCAGAGCACGCUGUACAUCAAUUACCUGGAGCUGUUGGUGGUGUACAUAGUGCUCAGACAUUUUCUCCCAUUGUUGGCAGGCCAGCAUGUGCUGGUGAGGACCUACAAUGGGACAGUGGUGGUGUACAUCAACAGACAGGGAGGGGUGCGAUCCCGCCCCGUCUUAUCCUUCGCUCGCUUCCUACUGCUGUGGAGCACUGCGCACUUUCCCUCGCACGGGACAACAUAUCUCCCCAGGCACCUCAACACAGGUGCGGCUCUGCUAUCCAGGGGUCCCCCGGUCUCGGGAGUGGAGUCUACACCCCUGGGUCUCCCAGACAUGGGAAAUGUUGGACAGGGCCGAUGUAGAUCUUUUACGCAUUGUGAGAACGCACAUUGUUGGCUGUUGUUCUCAAUAAGGGACCUGAGUGCUCCGUUGGGAACGGAUGCUCUCGCGCACCAGUGGAGACCCUCCUUUAUGCAUUUCCCCCUGUGGACCUGAUUCAGCCUACACUGGAGAGGGUGCGAUGGGAAGGCUUGCCUUGUGGCUUGUCAUUGGCCCAAACGACCUUGGUUCGCGGAGAUCGUUCAUUUACGUCCAAUCUGAUGGCAAGGGGUUUGUUUACCUCUUAACGUUAUUUCUACUCGUUUGGAGGGUGCAAGUGCAGGGUUGUAUGGGUAUAAGUGGCGGGCAUUCGAGCGUUGUUGCCAAAAUCAAGGGAUUGUUCCUUUUCAGAGCUCUCUGGUGGACAUUUUAAUGUUCUUGCAGGGCUGUUCAUUCCCCACCCUGAAGGUGUAUAUGGCAGCUAUUUCAGCGUGUCAUGUGGGGAUUAAUGGUGCCACUCCAGGGGCUCAUCCCAAGCUGUGGGUUUUUAAAAAGGUGUGCGCCGUCUCAGCCCGGUUUCUUAACCUAUUGCGCCCACUUGGGAUUUUGUUUGGAUGUGCUGUGUGAGGCCCCCUUUGGAACCGAUGGAGUCUGUGGAUCUGAAGGUCCUCUCCUACAAGACCGGCCUGCUCGUGGCUUUGGCCUCGGCUAAACGCAUUGGAGAUCUCCAAGGGUUAUCCAUUCACCCCUCCUGCAUGAAUUUCGGUCUUGGCGACUCUAAGGUGACGCUGCGGCCUUCGCCCCUAAGGUCAUGACUAUGCUAGAAGUCUCUAGCUUACAUUCCCUGUGUCUUUGAGCGGACCAGGGGUGUCUGUCUGUGUGACCAAUUUUUUGUCUGUUUUGCUAAUCCGGCUCGUGGUAGGGCGCAUUCUAAGAUGCGGUCUUUCCCACUGGAUUGUGGAGGCUAUUUCUCUGGCAUAUGACAGCAAAAGGCAGGAAUUACCUAAUGAUGUAUGUGCCCACUCCACCAGGGGUCUGGUGGUGUCUUGGGCGUUGUUUUAAGGGGUUGCCUGUAAGAGAUAUUUGUGCUGCGUCGAGUUGGGCAUCACUCAAGGUUGUAUCGCUUGGAUGUCACUGCCCUCAGUAUAGCCCACAGUGUGCUUACGGCUAGGGCAGGAGAAGGUCAUUCGGCAGCGUGCAGAUUGCGCAGUACCGGGUCCGCAGGUUUUCCUGUCAUUUGGUGUCUGCUGGGGUCAGCGUGGGGUGUGAUUUCAUGUCCUCAUAGCUGUGUUGUACCGAGUUGACUAACUGAAAGGGAACAAAGCUAUGACUAUAACUACUGUUCCCUGAAGGAGGGAAAUGAGGUACAACACCUGUUCGUCCAGCGCUGCCAAGUUCUGGGCUCGGUGAAAAGAUGGACUGAAUUAAAGAAAUGAAUCUGUGCAUGGGGUUUAUCACCUGUGGAAGGUGGGGCUUCCGGUGAGGCACAGUGUUCAUUGGCCUUGUCAGAUGUGAUUCUAAUGUUCUUCAGUAGAGGAAGCUAGCACCCGAACUCCCCACAGCUGUGUUGUUCCUCGUUUCUCUCCUUCAGGGAACAAUAGUUAUAUUAAUAACUGUAUGUUUUCCUUAAUGUGUGUUUCACUGAAUGUAAUUAAUUUUGUUACACACCAACAGCUGUUCAAAGCCUUCGGAACCUUCCACUGUAGAACCAAUGGAGUCUGAGGUUCCGUCCUCAAAGAAGGUUACGCUUGUAGAACCCACCAUGACCUCACCCAUUUUGGUUCCAGAACCUCAAGAGGGCAAGGCUGCCAGCUUAACCCCUAAAACAUCGGAACUACAGAAGAUCUCACCCAAACCUUUCCCCCCUACCCCCUCACCUUCAACCCCCACCGCCUCACCCUUUGCCGUCCCAAAGCCAUGGAAGAAGGGGCGGAAAUCAGGGGGCAAUCGUUGGGGCAAUGUAGGAAAAGUCACUAAGGGGACUAAGGUGGCGAUAGCGGCUGUUGCAGCAACAAGCAGCCCGGUAACUGUCGCUAUGCAGCCUCAACUGGACGACGUGGAGGGUCUACUUUUUGUGUCCUUUACUUCCAAGGUAAAACACGACACUCGUGCUCUGAGAGUUAUGGGAAAUGGGAGUUUCAGACAUCCAGAACUGUUCAUUUAGAACUCCUGAGUCGGAAAUACAAGUGGGGAACUUUGUGUAUAUUUGCUGACGGUGCAGACGGUAUUGAAAAAGUAAUCUCUUCCUCUGUGUCACAGGAAGCUCUUGGUGUCCAUGUGGAGGACAUGCCACCCAGUAACACGUCACCAGUCAUGCAGGAACACCCAGAGAAAACUGGUAAGGCUGCAAAGAAGUUCUAUUCUACUGUAUAUACUCUGAAAGGGGCUUGUCAUUCUCUAGCGGCGUACUUUGGCAACAAGACGGCUGGAGACACACAAAAUAGAACAUCAACACCAACUGUUGUUUUCACUGAUUGGCAGUCACAAUACAGUAUGCGUCUCUGAAAGUGUCUCCAGUACUGAUGACACUCUAUUCUAUUCUAACCUAACUGUGUGUGAGCAGUAGUGGAGAGUGAUGAGGAGGAGAAAGCUUGUCUGCAGACUAUCCUACUACAGGACCUGAACACACCUAAACACAGACAAGUCAUCCAUCCUGUCCUACAGGAGGCUGAGUGGACACCACACACUCAUGCAUGCACUCUCAAGCUUUCUCUUUUCCUCUCGCCCCUCUAGCUCUCUUUCCAUGUCUCACCACACACACCUAGGCUUAUACCCUUCUCUGCUCAUGUCCACCAUUCAUAACCAUAACAACCUCUUGUGUGUUAUUCCCCCUAUAGUUGAUCUGAAGUUGAGCUCCCUGGACUCAGGCCUGGCCAUUGAUCUACAGUAUCUGGGGGUGGGUUACCGCUGCCCCGCCUGUGUUCACAGGGCUGGGCAACGCUACCUCCACUGGUGAGUCACACUGAGUGAUGGUUAAUGAUAUGAAAACAAUGGUUAAUUUACUAGCAACGUAGGCUACGGUAGCAAUAAUAGCCACAAAACACACCAGUGAGAUUGGUGGUUGUUUUGACUUUCACGUGCACUCUCCAAAAUCUCCAGCGAUCAUGAUCUGGGAUGUCAACACAAGACUUACUUGCUUUCACUGGGUUAUUAUUCUAAUUUGAGUAAAGCCAUUAGUAGCAGGCCCGGGGAUUUUGUCAUAGUUGCCAACAAGGGAACGUAUUAAUUGACUUAUUAUUAUUAUUAUUAUUAUUAUUCCCUAAUUGAGAAAUGUUAAUGCCUAGCCUAGUAGUAAAUGAAUUACACUUGAAAGAUGAUAGCGGUUUUUCAAUUACAUGGCUCAGCUAGUUUAAUGCAUUAGAGUCACUGAGUCCUUAAUAAGCAGUUUACUGUCUUCAUCCACAGAUAAUAAGGCAAGGCAAUUACGGGAUUUACACCAACCUAAACACUCAGAAUUAGCCCUAGUGAUGUGACUCCCUCCACAGCUAUACUGUGGUAGAAUGGGGGAGUGUUAAUGGUUGAGGUUAUUGUUUGGUCCGAUAAUAACCCCUCAAGCCCCAUCCUCGUCAGUGUUUGCAGAUCUGAAGGGACUGGAUAGGUGCAAUAUACUUAGUCUCCAUACCCCGAAGAGGUAGUGGCUAGGUGAAGGGUCUAGACUAGAGGUUGAUUUGGAAUUGAGCCUUUUGUCUCUCUCUAAUUACCUUGUAUACUCCAAACACUAAGGGGGUAGAGGCUAGGUUAAGGGUCUAGUGGUUGAUUUGAAAUUGGGCCUGUGUCUCUCUCUAAUGACCUUGUUGCCUCUCUGUGCAGAUGGAAGCAGGUCCUUUGUCUCCAGGACGGGGAAGACCAGUGACCUGACCAAAAUCAAGGGCUGGAGGGAAAAGUUCAUAAGGACCAGAGAGUCCUCUCAGAACCACAACCCCAACCGCUCUGCCUUCUGCAGCGACAUGCUCAACCAAUACCUGGAGAGCCAGGCCCAGCGAAUCAGGGCCUACGCCGCCGCUUUCUCCCACAACCCCCUGGGCUCCGUGGCUUAUCAGCUACCUGUGACCAGCACCAGCUACGUGCGGACCCUCGACAGCGUUCUGAAGACGCGGGCCCUUCCGCCUCAGCCACCGGCCUUCUGUAGACCCUGCCCCCUCUCCCGGAAACCUCUCCUGUACGCUGCUCUAAAGGAGCCCCCUCCACCUAUCAACGACCACAUGACCCCUCCUAAAGCAGCCAAGCCCAAACCAAAACAUGCACCACCACAAGGCAAACAGCACCAUAUAACACCACCACAAGACAAACAGCACCAUAUAACACCAGCACAAGGCAAACAGCACCAUAUAACACCAGCACAAGGCAAACAGCACCAUAUAACACCAGCACAAGGCAAACAGCACCAUAUAACACCAGCACAGGGCAAAGGCAGAUCUGCCUCUCUACUACGGCCCAUUCAGGUCUCCAACAGUAACAAAACUACUGCUGCUAAAGCUAUAGCUGAGGUUAAAGUCACCAGCCCUACUGCACAAAGGUAAGGGCAUGCAAUUAAAGACACGUAAUACCCAUGCCAAGUCAUAAAGUAUAGACAUCUCUCUAUAUCUGAUGUUGACCCAAAGCAAUAUGAAAUGAGUCUGACAUUUUUCAUAGUUGUGAUGUUCUGUAGAUAUGUUUGUUUGAGAUUGAGCAAGUCUCAGUUUUUUACCCUACAAUGGACAAUAAAGCUUUUGAAUAAACAUUAUCCUCGUACCUAUAGGUCUCCUCCAGGUAAGGGGGCAGUGAGGAGGGACACCAGCCCAGGAGGAAGCCUCUCCAGCGGGUUGAGUGGCCUCUCUAAGAACCAGCUCAGACUGGUUGGCCUCUCUAAGAUCCAGCUGAAAAUGAUGGAGAUGGAGGAUGCCACCUUCUACCAGGGACACGACAGAACACACAUCACUACUGAGAGGGUGGAGACGGCCCUGAGGGCCCUGCUCACUGCACAGGUAGGUCUGACACACACACACACACACACACACACAUAUACAUACACACACACACACACUGUCUGAUGGUCUCUCUGUCUGUACCCUACAGGGUCUUCCUAAGAGCAGUGCCCCCAAGUCCAGCCAAGUGGACGGUCCAGAGUGUGGUUCUGAGUUCUGCAGGCUGGGGUGUGUGUGUUCCAGCCUGGCCCGGGUGUCCAGGGGUCCACUCCACUGCUACAGGCCAGACUGUAUGUUGGGCUGCUCCUGCUUCAAACGCAAGAUCUCCAAACAGACCACAGCAGCAGAGAAUGACCAGAACCAGAUGCUUCCUGUUUACAGUAAGUUCCUAUCCAGGGUGACUGUAUUUGGGGACUUGUGAGUGGGCGCCAAAGGCACAUUUGUCUCAGAAUGUACACCAAAUGAAUGAAACAUUGCACAUCAACUUGAACAAGCUAAUGAAAGUGUCUCCUCCUCUCCCUGUCCAGCUAUGUCUAACGUGGACCAUGAGAUCCAGCCCAAUCGAGGCAUCCGCGUCUCUACCCUGUGGGACCUCACCUCGGGGGUGGACCCCGAACCCCUCUUCAUCCCCAUAACUGCCCCCAACAUACCCAUCAAGCUUCUAACCAGGAUCUACCACCUUGUUCCCAAGCGUUACAUCCCUCAUCUCACCCCUGAGGUAAAUUACACAGUCAUAGUAUGCGUCACAAAUGGCACCCUUUUCCCUUUAUAGUGCACUACUUUUGACCAAAGCCAUAUGGGUCCUGAACAAAAGUAGUGCACUAUAUAGGGAACAUGGUACCAUUUGGGACACAGCCCAUAGUGUCAAACUACCACCCUGAAUUGGGUAAGUUACAGGACUGGAGCAAAUGGUGAAAACGUUGAUUUCAGAAAAGCUGUAUAUAAAAAAGAUAUGAUGGAUUAUGUGUGUGUGUGUGUCUGCAGCUACGAGAGGAGGACAAGGACCCAGUAUACAAGUACUAUGAGAGUAUGAUGACGUGCGCCGGCAUCAGAGAGUUCAACAGCAAACCCUGUCCCCAGGUGCUGCCACCACAGGUGCACCUAUUCAACGACAGUAACAGUUUCAUCAUCCCCAGCAGCGGAAAG